CCAUUGGAUAUGGAUUAUUAAUUUAUUUAUUAAUUGCACAUUUUGAAAUAAACAAAAUGUAUUAUUAUAAAGUGGGAAAUGGGAAUGAUAUGGAUUCAUCAUCACCAAUGCACUUAAGGGUAUAAGAACCCACCAACUUGUGCAACAUCAGCUCCUAUUGGCCGUUACAAAAGCUUUCUCGAGAAAAUCGAUUCAACAUUUAGAUUACUAUAUAAGCACAUCACUCUCUCACGCAACUCAUGCUUUUAAUCUACCAAUUUAUAAAUUCCUCCACGCUAACAACAAAACCAUUGUCCACUUACAAAUUUUUUGUCAUCUUCAUCAACAAACAAACAACCAUCUCUGCAAAAUUGGCUGAAACCUCUUAGAAGUUCUUUCCUAUGUUCCAAAUUAUUCAUAUUUUCAGAUUUUCUACUAAUAACAAUGUCAGAAACAUCAAAGUCAGAGUCUUUAGAUCCAGAAGUCUCUGUUUCUGAAGGGUUUUGUUCAAAGACCUUGAUGCAGAGCAUUUUUCAUGAGCUAAACCUGCAAAUGAGAAUUGGUUUGCCAUUGGUGGUUAUGAACUUGUUGUGGUUCGGUAAGAUGACCACCACAUCUGUGUUUCUUGGCCGUCAAGGUGAGCUUAACCUAGCUGGAGGUUCAUUAGGGUUUUCCUUUGCAAACGUUACUGGCUUUGCUGUUUUGUAUGGUAUUUCUGCUGCAAUGGAGCCUAUUUGUGGCCAAGCUUUCGGAGCCAAGAACUUUAAGCUUCUCCACAAAACCCUUUUUAUGGCAGUGCUCUUGCUACUCUUGAUUUCGGUACCAAUUUCUUCCUUGUGGCUCAAUGUUCACAAGAUACUUAUUGGUUUUGGUCAAAGAAAAGAUAUUUCCUUCAUAGCCAAGAGAUAUCUUCUCUACCUUCUUCCAGAGUUGCCAAUCCUCUCUUUGCUUUGUCCACUUAAGGCUUACUUAAGCUCACAAGGUGUAACUCUCCCCAUCAUGUUCACAACAGCUGCAGCCACUUCUCUUCAUAUCCCCAUUAACAUAAUCCUCUCUAAAGCAAAAGGAAUGGAAGGAGUUGCAAUGGCGGUUUGGAUAACCGAUUUUAUUGUUGUCAUUCUUCUAACCGGGUAUGUGAUUGUCGCAGAGCGAUUGAAAGAGAACAAAUGGAAAGAAGGUGGCUGGUUAGACCAAAGUGCUCAAGACUGGCUCACACUGAUCAAGCUUAGUGGACCAUGUUGUCUCACCGUGUGCCUUGAGUGGUGGUGCUACGAGAUCUUGGUCCUUUUAACCGGGAGGUUACCAAACCCGGUGCAAGCUGUAUCAAUCUUGAUAAUAGUUUUCAACUUCGACUACUUGCUUUACGCCGUGAUGCUCUCUUUAGGCACGUGUGUGGCAACAAGAGUGUCCAAUGAGCUCGGCGCAAAUAAUCCCAAGGGAGCUUAUAGAGCAGCUUAUACUACACUCAUUGUGGGUGUUAUUUCAGGAUGCAUUGGAGCUUUAGUGAUGAUAACAUGUAGAGGUGUUUGGGGGUCUUUGUAUACUCACCAUGACCAAAUCAUCUUAAACGGUGUGAAGAAGAUGAUGCUGAUAAUGGCGGUUAUCGAAGUUGUAAACUUCCCAUUAGUGGUUUGCGGAGAGAUUGUACGCGGAACAGCAAAACUGUCGCUUGGAAUGUAUGCAAAUCUUACUGGAUUCUAUCUAUUGGCUUUGCCUUUGGGGGCAACUUUGGCGUUCAAGGCUAAACAAGGGCUUGAAGGGUUCUUGAUCGGGUUUUUGGUCGGUAUCUCUGUCUGUCUCUCGAUAUUGCUCAUCUUUAUUGCGAGGAUAGAUUGGGAGAAAGAAGCUGGGAAAGCACAGAUUCUGACAUGUAACACAGUGGAAGAACAAACUUCACAAGGUUCAUAGAGGCCGUAUCUUCUUGGUAGAUACUAGAGAUGUAGUCAAGUUACCUUGUGAGAGUAUUAAUCUUCUUGAUGCAACUGUAACUAUAUAUGAAUUGAGGAUCUCAUCCUUUGUAUUAUUGUAUAUAAAA
Messenger RNA from Arabidopsis lyrata subsp. lyrata, 2014 nucleotides. Its product is annotated as protein DETOXIFICATION 56. Gene Ontology annotation, molecular function: xenobiotic transmembrane transporter activity; antiporter activity. Lineage: Eukaryota; Viridiplantae; Streptophyta; Magnoliopsida; Brassicales; Brassicaceae. The coding region runs from base 424 to 1887 and encodes 487 amino acids. The transcript has a single exon. The record is from RefSeq and is a predicted model, not a curated record. Gene Ontology annotation, biological process: xenobiotic detoxification by transmembrane export across the plasma membrane. Gene Ontology annotation, cellular component: membrane.